Molecule: messenger RNA, 1585 nt
Organism: Prunus mume (Japanese apricot)
Lineage: Eukaryota; Viridiplantae; Streptophyta; Magnoliopsida; Rosales; Rosaceae
Source: RefSeq, a predicted model, not a curated record
UAACACGCACACAUACACACCAUAUCAGAGAGAGAGAGAGAGAGAGAGAGAGAUGAGUUCACUGGGGUGGUCUUUUCAGGCAUAUUUGAUGAACCUCAUCCUCAUCCUCAUCCUCAUACCAGUUAUCAUCAUCCCUCUUGUGCUUGGUCGCUACAAUUCAAUCAUCAGCUUUGGAGAUUCACUUACUGAUACAGGCAACUUUUACAACAGCUACCCUAACAAAUCUCUCAACUUCUUCCACCCGCCAUAUGGACAGACCUACUUUCAUCAUCCCACGGGACGAUGCUCGGAUGGUCGUCUAGUCAUAGACUUCAUUGCUGAGUUUCUGGGACUUCCACUAGUACCACCUUAUCUUGAAAGCCAGAACAGUAAUCAAAGUGUCCAGAACUUUGAAGCGGGUGUGAAUUUUGCAGUGGCAGGAGCCACGGCGUUAGAUGCUGCCUUUCUUGAAGAAAUGGGGGAUUCUACUCCAUAUACCAACUCUCUAAGCAUUCAACUGGAGUGGUUCAAACAAAUGCUGCCAUCUCUAUGCAACACAUCUUCAGACCGCAAGAAACUCCUUUCAACUUCUCUAAUUCUAAUGGGAGAGAUUGGAGGCAACGAUUACAACAAUCCAUUGCUUGCAGGAAAAAGUAUAGAAAAGGUUCAAGCGUAUGUACCAUUAGUGAUAGAAACAAUUGCUUCAACCAUCAAUGAGUUAAUCGAGCUCGGGGCGGCAACACUUUUGGUACCAGGCAACUUUCCAAUUGGUUGCCUUCCUGCUUAUCUAACAAAAUAUGAGAGUUCAGAUAAGAACCAAUAUGACCCUUCAACUGGCUGUCUAAACUGGUUAAACAAGUUUUCUGGGUAUCACAAUGAUCAGCUUCAGAUAGAACUAAGUCGGAUUCGAAGGCUUCAUCCUCAGGUCACUAUCAUUUAUGCAGAUUAUUACAAUGCCAUGCUGCAAUUAUAUCAGUCUCCAGACCAAUUUGGAUUUAUUGGGGAGACUAGCAAAGCAUGCUGUGGAGGAGGAGGACCAUACAACUACAACACAUCCGCACUAUGUGGGGAUGCAGGGGCAAGUGUUUGUGAGAACCCUGCACAGUUUAUCAGCUGGGAUGGCCUGCACUCCACUGAAGCAGCAUACAGCUAUGCCGGGGCAAUUUUCGCCGAUGCUUGCUUGAAGGGUCUAAACGGGGUUCCAGAUGUUGUUGAAUGCUCUUUUGUGCAAUCAAGUGUUACAGAAUUGCCUUUGUUUGCCUCUAAGGUAAGGCUAGGAAAGAAUGGCGUGGAGGAAGUUCUUGGAUUGGGACCUUUGUCGGACUACGAGAAGCAAGGCCUACAAAGUCUAAUACCUGAGCUUAAAGCCUCUAUAGAGAAGGGAAUAAAGUCUGCUAAAGAAAGUUUCUUUUCUUUUUUUUUUAAAAGGGGGACAGCUGGUGGCAAGCCACGGCCAUCCACCCCUUCCGGGACCCGGAGAGGCUAUAGGGAAUUUCACCCCGUCCCUGGCCCUCAUCACUUGAUUCACCAACGGCAGGAAUCGAACCCAAGAUCUCCCGUUUACAUAGGGCCUGGGAAACGCCCUUACCACUGGACCAACCCGUGA